Molecule: messenger RNA, 1760 nt
Organism: Syzygium oleosum
Lineage: Eukaryota; Viridiplantae; Streptophyta; Magnoliopsida; Myrtales; Myrtaceae
Product: auxin-responsive protein IAA26-like
Exons: 7
Coding region: 437-1423 (328 amino acids)
Biological process (GO): regulation of DNA-templated transcription
Cellular component (GO): nucleus
Molecular function (GO): protein binding
Source: RefSeq, a predicted model, not a curated record
UUUAAGGGACUCUCUUUCUCUCUCUCUCCCUGUCUCUGUCUCUCUGGUUUUCUCCAUAAUCAUCCUCCUCCUUCCCGGGUCAUUGUCCUACAAAAACUCAGCAAAGCGGGCAGAAAGAAGGGGAAAGCGUGCCAGCACUACAAAGAAAAGCUUGAUAUCAUUCCAUUCCACCCUCCUCUCUCUCCCUCUCUCUUCCCCUGCUUUUUUACCUUCUUGCUCUCGUGAUACUUUCUUCUCUUGGGAAGGUUUAUGCCGGUCACAAUUUUUAGUCGUUCAGGUUUCGAGUCCUGCGUUGUUUGGCUCUCUGUCUCUUCGAAGAAGCUUGGUAGUCUGGUCCAACACUCGGAGGCUUUAAGGGAAGCUACUGAUGAAUUUGAAGUAAAAGGCUGUUUCUUUCUGUCCACUCCCAACUGGUAAAACUCAAAACACUACACGCAUGGAGCGAGUUUCAAGAAAUGGGGAGGCUACUCAGCUGCUAGAUUUCGUAGCAAAGGAGAGAGAGUGGCUCAUGAAGAGAUUUCAAGAGCAAAGCCAUGGCACUCCUCCUCCAGAGGACAAGGCGCUGGAGCUCAAGCUCGGCCCGCCUGGUGAUGAAGACCAGUCCAACAAAGACUUCACCAUGAACUACAAAUUAGAAAAGGACGAGUCUCUUCUCUCUCUUGGCUACUUCAACGGUGGAAAUCAAGCUCAAGCACAGAACUUUGCUCCAUAUCUCCAGUUCUCACCCUCCACCUCUCAGACCCAAUUGCCUGUUUUGGCAAAGGAUAUAUCUUCUGACACGGUGGACUUGCAGAACAAUAAUGAUGCAGAGAAAAAGAAAGCAUUUUCGCCAGCUUCUGCUGCUGCAAUUACAGCUGUGCCCAACAGCUCUCAGAAAAGGACUGCUCCAGCUCCAGUUGUUGGGUGGCCGCCACUGCGAUCGUUCAGGAAAAAUCUCGCUAUCGGCGACAGCCAUGGAAAUCCAGCCCCCAAGACUCAUCACAACGCGGUCUCGAGCAAAAUAGUCAGUGAAAAGCCUGCUGAAAGAAGUGGAAAAGGCUUGUUCGUGAAGAUUUACAUGGACGGUGUCCCCAUUGGCAGGAAAGUGGAUCUCAAUGCCUAUGACAGUUACCUAAAACUGUCUGCUGCUGUCGAUGAACUCUUCCGAGGCCUUCUUGCAGCGCAAAGAGAUUCCUCUGGCUGUGGAAUCAAGAACACGCAAGAGGAAGAGAAGCCUAUUACAGGUUUACUUGACGGAAGAGGGGAAUAUACUCUUGUUUAUGAGGACUACGAAGGAGACAGGAUGCUUGUUGGCGAUGUUCCUUGGCAUAUGUUCAUAUCGACCGUGAAGAGACUGCGUGUUUUCAAGAGCUCUGAGAUUUCUGUGCUAAGUGCCGGUGGACAGAAGCAAGACAAGACAUUGUCGGAUUCUGCCAUGCGAUGAGCAGACUCUUGAGAGGGAUUUUCGCAUGAAGGAGGGAUUCAGUUCGGAUUCGCACUCAAUAUUGAAAUGCAUAUAACGAUUGAUAGAGUAUCAAUAUCCUUAUCUUAUCUUACCGCUUGUAAGUUCACACUUUUUGUGAGGACAGAUUCAAUUGUGUCCAAACACUUCUCGUAUUACUCGGCCUCAUGUAAGAAAUGCAUUUUUCCAGAGCCGCGAAAUCGGGUCACACGCCCAAGGCGAGUAGAUCUUUUUUUUCCUUUUCUGGAGUUGCUGCUGUGUUGGUUAUGUAAGGAAGAACACGGGUUUCUCUAUGGAAGGCCUAAUGAUGUUCUUAAGA